AUGUCGGACACACUGGACCGAGAUACGAGCAUAGGAACUGAUAACUUGCUGCAGUUGUUAAACGUGACACCCGUUGCGUGUUCUCGCAGCUUAAGAGUCCUUCUCAGAAGGUGUGAUGAAACUAUCAAUAUUAGAAGGGCAACGGGGAGCAGCGAAUUGUUCCCCCUCCUAAGAACUCCCCCACCAAGGUCACGUGCCGCUCCAGUACCUCCAAGGGUGACGACGUCAGAUCCAAUGCCUACGCCUUCCAUCCCGUCGACUUCUGGUUGUUCCGAAGUAGCGGAGGAACCAUACGUCAGAAAAGGUGUGAGUCACACGUUCUAUGGACUGGGAACGAGAAUGAGUGUUGUCGCCAUACGUUCUCAACGCCCGAUGACUAUGGUAGCGGUAUGCAACUUCCAGUUUCAGAUGUUGUUCGUUUCACAGUUGGGCACUACUCAUUGCGUCUGUGCAGAGAUAUCCGCCCCGGGUUUUUCCUUUUAUGUAGUGUCACACUAUUUUCAGUAUAGGGAUGAGAUUGGGGUUUACCUUAGGCAUUUCGAAAACGUACUUAAAGCACUUAGAGGAAGGAGAUUAGUGGCGGUUGAUUCAAACGCACGUUCCCCAUUAUGGGGUCCUCAAAGGCCUGAUAAACAAGGGGAGCAACUCGAGGGCCUUAUUGGAGCCUUCGGAAUGCAAGUAGUCAAUGACACAAAGCAGGGACCCACCUAUAGAUCGACAAGAGGUUCAUCCUUUAUUGACGUAACCUUAGCGUCGCCUUCUAUACGUCAGUUCGUCAGGGACUGGAAGGUGAGGAGUGAUUGGACAACGAGCGAUCACAGCGCGAUUGAUAUUAGAUUGAAUGUUCCGAAGGCCGCAGCAAGGACUUGUAUCAGCAGCGAAGCGAGGUUUGACACUAAUAGAGCAAACUGGGAAGGAUUCUCAGAGAGUUUAGUUAGCCUCGCAAGAACGAACCUCGAAUUUCUAAGCCCUUCUUCCAAAGCAGAUGUAGAAACCAUGGCACGUACACUAUCUGAAAUUAUUAUCGAAGCGUGUAAAGCGUCUAUGCUGCGGAAAAGGAAAUUCCGGAGGUCGAAUCCCUGGUGGACAAGAGAGCUGAGUGUCAGAAAGAAGACUGUGGCCCAUCUACGGAAAAGACUCCAGAAACAGAGAAUACCUGAUAGUCGACUGCUGCAAGAAUACCGCUCCUCUUUACGGUCAUAUAAUAAGUUGAUCAAAAAGAUAAAGAGGGAAAACUGGCGAAGGUUUGUCACGUCGCAUGGCAAUGAAAAACCCUGA
This is a messenger RNA of Monomorium pharaonis (pharaoh ant), 1278 nucleotides long. RefSeq lists its product as uncharacterized. NCBI's taxonomy places the organism in Eukaryota, Metazoa, Arthropoda, Insecta, Hymenoptera, Formicidae. The record is from RefSeq and is a predicted model, not a curated record. The coding region runs from base 1 to 1278 and encodes 425 amino acids. The transcript has 2 exons. Gene Ontology annotation, molecular function: catalytic activity.